AUGCAUAAAUUGAAUGUAGAUUCGGGGUGCAAAAUAUUUCCAAAUGCAUAUCCAGAGUGGACACACAGCACCGCGUAUACAGACACAUUUGACUCAAUUCUGAAUUCAAAUGAACAUUUAAAACCUGGUGAAGAAACCUCUAAAGAAUUUGCAUGCCAUGGAAGGAUUACAAGUGUGAGAUUUAAUGGCCAUUUCCUCCACAUUGUUGAUAAUAAUGGUAAAAGAUUACAGGUUAUGUUUAGAAAUACAAAUGACAAACAAGAUAGUUCAAAUGAUGGAGAAGGGUUUGAAGCAGAGGAGAAAUUAGCUAGGGAUCAUCUAGAUUUAAAUAUAUCAACCGAGUUUGGUCCUGAUAAACAAAAAGCUCUGGACCUCUGGGACAUAAUCGCUGUCAAGGGGACAGUAAAGAAGACAAACACUGGAGAGAUUACACUUGUAGCAAAACAGGCCAUGUUACUAGCAAAAUGUAUAUUGCCGCCUCCCGACUUAUGGCAUGGCCUCAAAGAUGUUGAAACUAGAUAUAGACAAAGACAUUUAGAUAUUUUAGUAAAUAAGGAUGUGCACAAUAAACUUCUAAUACGAUCAGAGUGCAUUCAUCUCAUUCGCACAUAUUUACAUAAGCGUGGACAUAUAGAGGUCGAAACACCAAUCUUACAAAGGUUUCCAUCCGGAGCGCUAGCUAAUCCAUUUUCAACAAAACACAAUGCUAUGGAUAUGGAAAUGUUUUUGCGAAUUGCUCCAGAACUCUAUCUUAAAAGACUAAUAGCAUCUGGAUUUGCGGACAAAGUGUUUGAGAUUGGAAAGUGCUUUAGGAACGAAGGCAUUAGUGCAUGUCAUUCUCCUGAGUUUACAAUGGUUGAAAUUUAUGAAAAACUUGCAAAUAUGGAUGAUAUGAUUGUAUUAGUGGAGAAUCUGGUGCAAUAUCUGGUAGACGAAAUGGGAAUUACUAUUGAUGGCAAAAAGCAGAUAAAAUGGAAACAAAUUACAAUGAGAGAUCUAGUAUUAGAAUACGCUAGAAUAGAUGUUUAUUCUUCCAGCUUACCUGAUCUUGAAAGCUUUUGUAUCUCACAAAAUAUUGAAGUACCAAAGAAUGCAAGUUGGGGAACUCUCGUAAAUGCACUCUUUAAAAACAAGGUUGAACCGCAUCUAAUUCUACCUACUCAUGUAUCAUAUCUUCCACUGGACAUCUCACCCUUUGUUUAUUCAAAUGACGAUUCCACCAUGCCUAAAACUGCCCGCCGCUUUGAGAGCUACUGGAUGGGAAUGGAAAUUGCAAAUGGAUGUACCGAAGAGUGUGACCCAAAAAAGGUGCUUAAAAAUAUUAAGGAGAAUUUUCAAGACAAAGAUUUUAUAAAUGCUCUAGAGUAUGGAAUGCCACCCACUGCUGGAGUUGGCAUUGGAAUUGAUCGACUGGUCAUGGUACUUGCGAAUGCACAAAAUAUAAAGGAUGUACAAACGUUUCCACUCCUAAGACAUACAUAA
Molecule: messenger RNA, 1482 nt
Organism: Theileria equi strain WA
Lineage: Eukaryota; Apicomplexa; Aconoidasida; Piroplasmida; Theileriidae
Exons: 2
Coding region: 1-1482 (493 amino acids)
Biological process (GO): lysyl-tRNA aminoacylation
Cellular component (GO): cytosol; cytoplasm
Molecular function (GO): ATP binding; lysine-tRNA ligase activity; tRNA binding
Source: RefSeq, a predicted model, not a curated record